Megalops cyprinoides (Indo-Pacific tarpon) is the source of this 4127-nucleotide messenger RNA. It is a transcript of the gene mamdc4, whose product is annotated as MAM domain containing 4. The transcript is spliced from 29 exons. NCBI's taxonomy places the organism in Eukaryota, Metazoa, Chordata, Actinopteri, Elopiformes, Megalopidae. Gene Ontology annotation, molecular function: protein binding. The record is from RefSeq and is a predicted model, not a curated record. Bases 1 to 3570 code for a protein of 1189 amino acids. Gene Ontology annotation, cellular component: membrane.
AUGCAUGGCUCCAGUAAGCCAGCAAUUGGUUUGGCUCAGAAUGACUGUCCAGCAGAGCUGAAAUGCAACUUUGUGUGUGACUGUCUGCAUUGCAGUGAUGAGCAAAACUGCGGCUAUAAUGGGAGAAACUUUGGGUGUGACUUUGAGGAUGUGGCGAUCUGUGGGUGGAAAGAUGAGUCUGACACCACUGUCUACAGCUGGGAGCGCCGUACCCGCGGGGACACACUCCCUGACAGUGGACCCUCCUCUGACUUCACCACAGGAACCUCCAAAGGCUGGUUCAUGGCAGUCACAUCUGUGAACUCCCCCAGUGUGGCGCUGCUGGUGUCUCCCAUGAUGAGGGAAUCUUCAGUUACCUGUCGGCUGCGUCUUAGGUACUUCAUAUGGGACUCAGGCCAUGCAGGGUUGGACGGGCGUUCAUUAUGGGGGUCAGUGCUGAGGAAGGAUGGCGGGGCAGCCGUGGUGUGGCGGCCAGAGGUCACCAGCUUUCGGGGCUGGAGGGAGGCCUCCAUCUACCUGGGCCGCAUUUCCCAGGAAUUCCAAUUCCGGCUACACUCCCACAGAAGCCAGGGUCAUCGUGGUGAUAUCGCUAUUGAUGAGCUGGAGUUUCUGGACUGUAGCCUGCCUGACCCAGAGAAGAAGUGUGGGGUGGGCUCACUGGAGUGCGGUCGGGGAGGCUGUGUGGAGGCCAAUCAGAUCUGCGAUGGCUCUGACGACUGUGGCGAUGGGACUGAUGAGAAAAACUGCGGAGAGUACUGGAGCUGUGACUUUGAGGAUGGACUCUGUGGUUGGGACCUGAGGACAUUUUCCUCACUCAAAUGGGGCCGGACCACUCAGCAGAACUUAUCUUCUGUGUCCGUUGACCCUUGGGUUGGACCUGGCCGAGACCACAGCACAAAUACUGCCUCAGGCUCCUUCCUGUACCUCACCUCAGCAGACAACAUGAAAAGUGAUUGGUCACAGUUUCAAAGCCCUGUCUUAGAACCAACCAAUAGCACGAAUCCAUGCCAGAUGGUGCUGUACACCCACCAGUUUGGCCCAAGGGCUGGGGGGCUUUCGAUAUUGGUGGUGGACACUCAGAUAUAUCCUGUCUGGGAGCGAGGUGGCGAGCUGGGAGACCUCUGGGUGAAGGCGGAGGUGGAGUUCAACAUAAAUGUCACUUUUCAGAUUGUGCUGGUAGGGGCCGUACGAGAUGAACACUAUGGAGGCCUCGCUAUCGACACCAUCAGAAUGUCACCAGGCUGUCGGAUCUCCAAUGCGUCCUCCCCUAACGCAACGUACCCAAAGCCUCCUCAACACCCCUGUACCGGUACUGACCUGAUGUGUAACUUUCAGCCCAACUGUCCGAACGCUGAGGACGAGGACAAGUGUGGUGACUUCUCUUAUAAGCAGGGCAGUGCUGGUUGGGCAGAUGCCAGUUUAGGAACACAAGGCUGGGCACUGCACCUUGUGCAGAAUGGCUCCUCAAAAGAGGAGUACCUGUAUGUGACAGAGGCCCCGGGACAGCAGCUAAGUGAGGCCCGCACACGCACCCCUCCCCUGGGUCCCUCCGGUCCCGUUUGCACCCUGCGCCUCUCCUACAGCCUGGCUGGGAACAGUUCCCGCAUUGGCGAGCUGUCCGUCAGUGUGAUUGACAAGGUGCUGGGGACUCAGUCCCACCUGUGGGCGGUGAGCUCAGCGGGCUCGGAGGAGUGGGUGAAACAGGAGGUCUACAUCGGCGCUCGCGAUCACCGCUUCCAGCUGGAACUAGGAGCUAAAAAGUUCUCUCAUUCAGCCAAAAUAGCUGUGAAGGACAUCCAGUACAUUAACUGCUACUCUGAAUACUUUCCAGCUACACCUGAAGAUCUGUGGUGUAACUUUGAGGAGGGUCUAUGUGGUUGGUACCAGGACCAGACUGACAAUUAUGACUGGACUGUGCUCCAGGGAAUGGACCACACCAUUGGGAUCGGAACAAGUCUGGUUGUGGAUGUGUGGAGCACCGCUCUGCGGGGGCUGUCUGGCCGCUUGCUGUCCUUCCCUCACCUCCCCACCCCAGUUGAACACUGCCUGUCCUUCUGGUACAAACUCUACGGGCCACAGACAGGUACCUUAAAUGUGAAGGUGCUCUCCGACGACGGUGCAGAGGUCCUGCUCUGGACUCGUAGUGGUGCCCAUGGCAAUACCUGGCAUGAGGGACAGUGCCCAAUCCCCCCACAACACAUUAACUUCCAGCUGGUCUUUGAGGCAGUCCGUGCAGGCUUUGAUGGGCAGGUGGCGAUCGAUGAUGUGGUGGUUUUGGCCAGACCCUGUGGGGCCCAGUCUCUCUGCUCCUUUGAGGGUCAGACCUGUGGCUACACAUCUAGCGGGGACUCUCGCUGGGUGCACCAGAACCAAGUCUCUGGAGGAGUGAAGCCCGCUCCGACGACUGACCACACACUGGAGACUGAGGCAGGGUACUACAUGAUAGCCGACACCAGCGUGGAGGUCCUUCCUCUGGGCAGCAUGACCAACCUUACCUCCCCAUCCCGCAGUGCUGCCCCCCAGACGGAAUGUGUUCACUUCUGGUAUCACAUGGGAGGGGAUAAGCCAGGCUCUCUGAGUGUGUACGUCAAGCCUCAGAAAGGGGAACGGAUGAAGGUGUUCAGUGACAGCCUGAAUCAGGGAGAUGUCUGGCGCCAUGGCAAAGGCAACAUCAGCAGCACUGAAGACUGGCAGCUGGAGUUUGUGGUGGAAGGAGCAGGUGGCACAAAGACACACAUCGCCAUUGAUGACAUCAUCUUAUUAUCUCACAGCUGUCAUCGGCCAGACACAGAGUGUGAUCUGGAGCAGGGCCUGUGUGGCUGGUCUAACACUCAGGCUUCAGGCACCCUGGACUGGGAACUGAGCAGCGCAGAGAAGGAGACGCACUACCCAACCCCACCCCACGACCACACCCUGGAGACCGAGAAAGGGCAUUUCCUGUUCCUUCCCAAUAGCCCCCGUGACACAGCAGGUGAAGAGGCGUGGCUUCUGAGCCCCCACCUGCCGCCCACGUUGGGCACCUGCCUUCGGUUCUGGGCUCACAAACCCACCUCCCAUGACGGGGGGUUUGCCGUGUUCAGGGUGUCUGGAAACACACAGGAGCAGCUCCUGAAGCUGGAUCAGGUGAAUGGGGUCUGGAAACGCUACGACAUCAACGUCACCUCCAAGGAGGAAUACCAGAUUGCAUUUCAGGGAAUUAAAGGGAAGAUUGGAGUUUUGGCUCUGGAUGAUAUUCAGUACACUCCAGGAGUCGACUGUGCUGGGAAGAACACAGACUCAAAGCCAGCCCCGCCUCCUUCUGAUGACAAGGGGGGCAUUGCGGCGUCUGUCAUCGUGCUGCUACUGCUCCUGAUCACGCUGGCUGCUGUGCUCGUGUUCUACCUCCGCACACGGCACAGGAGGGGCUCCCAGGAUUCGAUCAAAAGGGCAGGAUCGGGCGGGAUCACCAAUGAGGCGUACGACCCAAGCGCAGCUGACCAUGUGACUGUUCCCCAAAUGAACAGGCAACAGGAAGACAUCUUAGACAACAUUACAUGUCACACAGACUCUGAGGAACGAGAGAUUCUUUAGAUGGAGAGCGCAAGAGAGAGCCCCCUGCUGGUGGCCUCUGCAGAAUUCGUGGUGACAUUACAGCAGGAGAACUGCUUGUGUCACAUUAGAGCUCAGCCCUCAAGCUUGACAAAAACAUUUGUACAACUCCUGAUAAUAUAUAUACCAGCACACUGACAUGCACACAUUGUCAUAAGCCACAGACAAUAUAGAGGAGCUCACAUUCAUACAUGAAGAGGCUCAUGCACACACAGACACAUUCAUGUCCAUAACGUUACACACAAUAACACCAGUAUACAUACAACUUUCACAGCAGCUAAGAUGGAUCCCUACCUCAUAGUUAAGAGGACAGCUUAUGACUGAUUAGAUCCAUAUAGCCAAGGGUGGUCCUGAAUGUUCACUCCUAGUACAAAGCAGAAAAGGGCCUUAUUUGGGUAAUGGAAGGACGGGGUCAGCAGUGUUGCGAACUUCAGAGUGUAAAGUCACGCUUUGACGAAAACAUUAAGAGUAAUGUCUGGGUUCACCCAAGGACAAAUUGAUCUUAUUUACACCCUGCUCCUUAAGUUUCUACAAAUUGC